AUGGCUAACUUAGGAGUCAAACUUCAUUGUAUUGACGAUAUUGUUGAUGAAAGUGUUGUUGAUGUUGACAUCAAACAUACCCACCAAAUUGAUAAAAUUGGUGGUUUUGGACCAGAAUUUGGAUUAGUUCAGAAAUUAUAUGAGGAUUGUCAGGACACAAAUGAUUUUAUAUAUUGUUUAAAGGAGAAAGCAUUAAAUGCAUUAUCAAAAGCAGCUAAUCAAAAUAAUAUUAAAAUUGCUGAUGGAUUAAUUUUAGAAAAAUCAAAUUUAAUGAAUAAUAAAAGUAUUUUAAAUGAAUUACAAAUGGAUGCCAGAUCAAUGAAUGAAAUAUCAGAUUUAGAUAGGAAGCUUUUAGAGAAAAUUGAUAAAUUUUUUGGUUCUCAUAUUUUAAAGUUUGAUUUGAGUGAAACAAAGGAAAGUAAUGAAGUCAGUUCAAGAGAUCGUAAACAUCAUAAAAAGAAAGAUCAUGGUAUCAAAUAUGUUGUAGCAGCUCUUUUAACAGCUAUGGGAAUCGCUGGACCUAUUGGUCUAAAAGCACUAGCUGCAGUAGCUAUAAAAGCUUUGGUAAUUAGCAAAGUAGCAUUGACCAUAGCAAGUAUAAUAGCCUUAAAGAAACUUUUUGCACACGAACAUCAUGAAGAAACAAGUUUUCAAGUACAUGCUGGAGAUCAUAAUAGGAGAAGCACUUUUGUAGUAAGACCGGUGAAACCUUCUGCUGCAGCAACAUUGGAUCCUUACAAAUAUUACUAUGAGUAUCCGGCUUCUUCACAUUGA
This is a messenger RNA of Condylostylus longicornis, 774 nucleotides long. RefSeq lists its product as uncharacterized. NCBI's taxonomy places the organism in Eukaryota, Metazoa, Arthropoda, Insecta, Diptera, Dolichopodidae. The coding region runs from base 1 to 774 and encodes 257 amino acids. The record is from RefSeq and is a predicted model, not a curated record. The transcript is spliced from 3 exons.